UAUGGAUUUGCUUUUUUCGAGGACAGAUCUACUUGCGGCAUCGAGCAGCGGGCAGGAACAAGAAGGAGAGCGAUAGAAGGGAGUGAGGACCAGCGAGGUCAAUGAGGCGACCGGAGAGAUCUGCUCAUCUCAUUGAACUCUAAGCCGAAACUGGCAUUGUCAUUCCCAAUCCUUUUUCUUGUGUUCCUCUUUUUGGAAAGAUAAGCAUAAAGUAAGAGAGGAAGAGGGGACGAUGGGCUGCUCCUUCUCCGGACUCAACGCCUUCUACGACGCGGCCAAUGGAAGCGCCGACGUAUGGAUCAACGAGAACCGCUUCAGGAUCGUGAGGCAGCUCGGUGAAGGUGGCUUUGCAUUCGUCUACCUCGUCAAGGAGGUCGUUGCAGACGCCUCUGCGUCACCUGGUAGCCUUGCCGCCAAGAAAUCUAUCGACCCUUCCCAUAUUUCAGAUGACGGCACAUAUGCUUUGAAAAAGGUUCUCAUUCAAAGUCAGGAUCAGUUAGAGUUGGUGAGAGAGGAGAUCCGUGUUUCUUCUCUUUUCAAUCACCCUAAUUUGCUUCCGCUUCUUGAUCAUGCCAUCAUUUCUAUUAAGGGUGCACCAGAUGGACCAACAAAUCAUGAAGCAUACUUGCUGUUUCCAGUUCAUCUGGAUGGAACUUUGUUGGACAAUACCAAAAUUAUGCAGGCAAACAAGGAGUUCUUUCCUGCAAUCACUGUUCUGCAACUAUUCAAACAACUCUGUGCAGGAUUGAAGCAUAUGCACAAUUUUGAUCCUCCAUAUGCUCAUAAUGAUGUUAAGCCCGGAAAUGUUCUCAUAACUCAAAGGAAGGGGCAACCUCCCCUUGCAAUUUUAAUGGAUUUUGGAAGUGCGCAGCCUGCUAGAAAGCAAAUUUGUUCACGUUCUGAGGCGUUGCAGUUGCAGGAAUGGGCGGCUGAGCAUUGUUCUGCACCUUAUCGUGCUCCUGAAUUGUGGGAUUGUCCGAGCCAAGCUUAUAUUGAUGAGAGAACAGAUGUUUGGUCUCUAGGAUGUACUCUAUAUGCAAUCAUGUAUGGAGAAUCUCCUUUUGAGUAUGCUACUGCUGAUGAAGCUGAAGGAAGCUUACAGUCGGCCAUUAUGAAUGCCCAGAUCAAAUGGCCAACAAGUUCUAUCUCCUCCUAUCCAGAUCAAUUCCAUCAGUUUAUUGUGUGGAUGCUGCAGCCUCAGCCUGCAGUCCGGCCUCAUAUCAAUGACAUUUUCUUUCAUGUCGACAAGCUCAUUACAAAGUUUUCCUCCUGAGCCUACAGAGAAAGUAGCAUUCCAUCCAUGUCGGUUUGUUAAAAAAGCUUCUUUUUUUUUUCUUUUUGUUUGUCAAUCUUUAGACAAGUUUGUUUAAAAUCUUAUUCUCCUUUGUCUAGAAACAUCAAGGCUUCAUUUGGGAUGGCUUUCUUACUGCUUCUUAAAAUAUCAUUUAGUACUGUUUUUUUCCAAAAAAACUGCUUUACAAGUAAUAAGAAAGCUAUCUCAAACGAAAUCUAAAUUAUAUCUACCCACUCUCUGAGUGAGGGGAAGCUACACCUAAGUGAACUUCAUAUUAAUUUCUUCAUUUCAUUUGCCUUUGCAUUAUUAUUGUAUUAUUUCA
Dendrobium catenatum is the source of this 1616-nucleotide messenger RNA. RefSeq names its product probable serine/threonine-protein kinase DDB_G0291350. Gene Ontology annotation, biological process: protein phosphorylation. Bases 233 to 1273 code for a protein of 346 amino acids. The record is from RefSeq and is a predicted model, not a curated record. Gene Ontology annotation, molecular function: ATP binding; protein serine/threonine kinase activity. The transcript is spliced from 6 exons. Gene Ontology annotation, cellular component: cytoplasm. Lineage: Eukaryota; Viridiplantae; Streptophyta; Magnoliopsida; Asparagales; Orchidaceae.